AUGCUUGCCGUCGUUGCUCAGCUCGGACUUAUCAUUUACUUUGGGGCCUUGAUCGGAGUCCUGACCAAGGCUCCUUGGGUCUACCCCUAUUCAUGGCAUCCCAUUUGUAUGGGACUCUAUGGAUUUGUUGCGACUGAAGGUAUCCUCCUUUUGCAACCAAAUGUAAAGGGAAAACAGAGGGCGCUGUCAAGGACAGUUCACGGAUCGCUCUUGUCGUUGGCGCUUGUGAGUGCCGUCAUUGGAUUUUGGGCCGUCUAUGAAAACAAGGACAGACUGGGCAAGGUACAUUUUCACACCAACCACGCGUACCUCGGAUGCGCUGCUGUCUUUGUCUUUGCGCUCCAAGUCCUCUUUGGACUUUCGGUCGCAUAUGCACCCAAGGCGCUUUACAGGAAGAUCGGCCAAGCCAGGAUCACGCGUAUUCAUCGUGUCGCUGGAUACAUCUCGAUCUUGUUGGUCUGGGGUACACUCUGGCUGGCGGUUGUCACCAAUUGGGUCAACAGGAACUUUAACCAGGAGUGGAUUUUCUACUUGGGAUUGGGUAUGGUCGCAGUUGGUUUGGUUGGCCAGGUCAAUCCUUCACGCCUCUACUUGACACGAAAAAGCAGCUCUGUCACCCCUUGA
Linnemannia hyalina is the source of this 624-nucleotide messenger RNA. The record is from the annotation of a GenBank genome assembly. Lineage: Eukaryota; Fungi; Mortierellomycota; Mortierellomycetes; Mortierellales; Mortierellaceae.